CCCACACAGGAGAGCGUCCCUUUUCCUGUGACCAAUGCAGUAUAUCCUUUCGUCGCAAAACCACGCUAGCUCGGCACAUGGCAACCCAUUCCGAAGAGCGACCAUUUUCCUGUGUCUUGUGCCCUGAAUCCUUUACCCUUGAUACCUGUGCUGUUGCAGGCAAGCAGCCAUUCCUGUGCCACUUGUGUCCAGCUGCAUUUUCUGAGAACUGCAAGCUCGUGGCUCAUUUGCGCACCCACACGGGAGAACGUCCCUUUUCCUGUAGUCACUGCGAUGCAUCCUUUAAACUCAGGGGAAGCCUCAUCGCCCACAUGCGCACACAUACAGGACAGCGUCCCUUUUCGUGUGUCCAAUUCCUCAUCGUUGGAGACAUCUCCGAACCAUUCCCCGUCAUGGGUGUCAGUGCCAGUGAAACUGCAUUCCUGCCCUGA
Messenger RNA from Rhipicephalus microplus (southern cattle tick), 431 nucleotides. Its product is annotated as gastrula zinc finger protein XlCGF71.1-like. NCBI's taxonomy places the organism in Eukaryota, Metazoa, Arthropoda, Arachnida, Ixodida, Ixodidae. The record is from RefSeq and is a predicted model, not a curated record.